AUGAGUAUGAGUACUUCGACAGGUCUCGACGAUGUUGUGCAAGGCACCGACACCUCACGUCCCAGUGUUGCCACUCCACGGGCCAGUCCUUUCACCAUGCCGUCGCUCGCUCCGUUUGGGGUGGACAUGACCAUUGACACCACCCCUGUCAUUGCCAUCGACCCGAUCGCCCUCAUCACCACAGAAUGUAUAACCAUCACGUCUGCCAUGCGCAAACAUGCGCGCUGGGCACAGUCCUCGGUAUCAGCCAUCCUCGGAGGAGGCGCUUCCAGGCUGCAAGAGAAGGAUUUACAACGCUCCUCGUCGCAAGGUCGCCGGGGCGGGAAGGGGCCUGUUAUCUCGGACCCGGGCAAGACCAGACUCACUGUCACCGGUGCCUCCGAUGACGAGAACUCGAGCCUGGCGAGUCGGUGGGGAUUGCGAGGGAAAAGAGGCAAAAGUCUGCAAGACAAUCCUCUCCUUUCGGCCUUCGCCCGGUUACGGAGAGACCUGGCGGGAUGCAGAGAUGUGCGUAGUGUGGACGCUCCUGAACUGCUACAUCCUUUCUUGCAGGUCAUCCGAAGCUCUUCGACCAGCGCCGCCAUUACCAGUCUGGCGGUCAUCUCAGUCACCAAGUUCUUUGCAUAUAAUAUCAUCACCAUCAAAAGUCCACGAAUCGCCCUGGCCAUGCACUUGUUGAGUGCGGCCAUCACCCACUGUCGGUUUGAAGCUAGUGACACCGCGGCAGAUGAGGUGGUCUUGCUCCGAAUCCUACGGCUCAUGGAAAGCAUCAUCUCCCGGCCUGAGGGUCAACUGCUGGGCGACGAGAGUAUUUGUGAGAUGAUGAGCACGGGGUUGAGCAUGUGCUGCCAGGCCCGACUUUCAGAGGUGCUGAGGCGAUCGGCCGAAAUGGCCAUGGUCACCAUGUGUCAAGUCGUGUUCAGCAGAUUGAAGACUCUAAGAGUCGAAGAAGUACCCAAGGCGAGGAGCCGCUCCAACACCAAGACGACCACGGAUGAUCUGAAGAUCGAGCCGCCAAUGACUGGGAGUGUCAUGGGAAAUGGCGAACUGGAACGGUCGAGUGUCGAUGCCGAUGGGCGCUCUACUGCAGAAGACGGCACCCAGAUCAAGGUUCCCUCAUCCGAACCCACGCAUUCCACCGUCCCAACAGAUGGUGAAGAGUUCGAGAACGUGCAGCCAUACGCGUUGCCGUCCAUCAAAGAGCUGUUUCGAGUCUUGAUCGACCUCCUCGACCCUCAUGAUAAAACUCACACCGAUCCCAUGCGGAUCAUGGCCUUGCGAAUUAUCGACAUUGCAUUGGAGGUUUCUGGGCCUUGGAUUGCCGGACAACCAGCUCUAGCAAGUCUUGUUCAGGAUGACUUGUGCCGUCAUCUGUUUCAGCUCGUCCGGUCAGACAACAUGGUUCUUCUAAACAGCUCGUUGCGGGUUGCCGGGACGCUGUUGGCCACGUGCCGGCAACUGCUGAAACUGCAGCAGGAACUGUUCUUGUCGUACUUGGUGGCAUGUCUGCACCCCCGGGUUGACAUUCCUCAGGAACCGGGAAUUGAUCCGGCACUUUAUGAAGGGGUGCCGCAAGCUCCCAAAUUGGUCAGGCCCGCGCCUUCUCAAGCCAGCAGCGGCCGAUCAACACCUGUCCCUAUCAAGGACAGACAGAAGCUGGGGCUGGAGGGGGGUGCUAGAAGACCGGAAGCGAGGGAAGCAAUGGUUGAAAGUAUCGGUACUCUGGUCCGUAUGCCAGGUUUCAUGGUUGAACUCUUCGUCAAUUAUGAUUGUGAAGUGGACAGGCAGGAUCUUUGCGAAGACAUGGUCGGCCUCUUGUCGCGGAACGCUUUCCCGGACGCGGCCACCUGGAGUACGACCAACGUUCCACCUUUGUGCUUGGACUCGCUGUUGACCUUUGUCCAAUUCAUGGCGGAGAGGCUUGAUCAAGAGGCGCCGGCGGGUUCAGAGGCCCGAAUAGAGAAGAUGCGGUUACAACGGGUUCGAAAGAAAAUCAUCAAAAGCGGCGCUUCGAAAUUCAACGAUGACCCCAAAGCGGGCGUCGCAUACCUGGUGAGGAAUGGCAUCAUUGAAGACCCGGACGAUCCACGCCAAGUGGCGCACUUCCUCAAGGGAACCUCCCAUGUGUCGAAGAGAGUCCUGGGUGAAUUCCUGACGAAGCGAAACAACGAACGUCUGUUGACCGCCUUUAUCGACCUGUUUAAUUUUGACGACAUGCGCAUUGAUGAGGCUCUCCGCGAAAUGCUCGGUUCUUUCCGUCUCCCUGGAGAGUCGGCCCUCAUUGAGCGGAUAGUCACCACCUUCGUCGAAAAGUACUGCUCGACGACUUCGAGCGAUGAAAUUGCCGACAAAGAUGCCGCUUUUGUUCUGACCUAUGCCAUUAUCAUGCUUAAUACCGAAUUGUACAACCCCAACGUCAAGUCACAGCAGCGUAUGACAUGCGAGGGAUUUGCCAAAAAUCUGCGGGGAGUCAACAAAGGGAACGACUUUGCGCCGGAGCUCCUCCAGGAGAUCUACGAUGCGAUCAAACAGAACGAGAUUAUUUUGCCCGACGAGCAUGAAAACAGACACGCCUUUGAGUAUGCAUGGAAAGAACUCUUGAUGAAGACUGCCGACGCCGGCCCGUUGGAGCGUUGUGACAGCAGUGCCUUUGAUGCCGAGAUGUUCAAGGCGACUUGGAAACCGAUAGUGGCCACUCUGUGCUAUGUCUUCAUGUCAGCCUCCGAUGACGCGGUCUUUUCGCGGGUGGUGGUCGGAUUCGACCAGUGCGCUCAGAUUGCGGCCAGGUACGGGAUCACCGAGGCCUUUGAUCGAAUCGUCUACAGCGUAAGCCAAAUCAGCGGGUUGGCAGCCGAAGUCCCACCCAGCACCUCCCUGAACACCGAGGUUCAGGUGGGAAAGAAGAGGAUCAUGGUCAGCGAGUUGGCCGUCCGGCUCGGGAGAGAUUUCAAAGCCCAGCUGUCGACCGUGCUGUUGUUCAGGAUCUUGUCUGGUCGGGAACACGCCGUGGGCGAGACGUGGAUCUACAUUGUACGCAUCUUGAAGAACCUCUUCGUCAACUCCCUCAUCAGCCUGCCCACGGUCGACGGGAGCAGAUUGACGGAUAUGGGUUCUAUUCCUCUACAACCUCCCUCGCAGGUCAUUGAUCGAGACGGAAGACUGAGCGACAGCGGCCUUUUCUCCACCUUCACCUCGUAUCUUUCGAGUUACGCUGCCGACGAUCCGCCUGAACCUUCCGAGGAAGAAUUGGAUAACACGCUCAGUGCGGUCGACUGCGUCAAGGCGUGUCGGCCCGAUGCCGUCCUGAAACGCAUGGCGGCCCUGCCUCCAAAUCAAAUCAGGGCUCUUGUCGCUGCCUUACUGUCGCAGAUGGAGGAGUCUUCGCCUGUCGUGACCGUGAAACCUGAACGACCCAUGCCAGUCACGGUCCGGGUCAAUGGUCAUCGUAUGCCCAAGGCAGGCCCGGAAUAUGACCCCGGCACCGUCUUUGUGCUGGAGCUGGCAACUCUGCUAACCCUGAGGGACGACGAGACGAUCGCUGCUGCGGGUGAAGUCUUGACUGGAUCACUGCAAAACGCGGUCAGGGAUGCAUCGAAUCUCCAUCCACUCGCUGCUGCCAGGGUGGUGCAUUACCUCCUGGAGCUGCUACGGUACAGCUACACCUACGAUUUUAUGCGCGCCCCCGUCGUCCUGCACGCCAUCUCCAGUUUCGACGACACCGUCCUCGACCGCACCGCAUCAACAGUCACCGGAGGCCUCGCCAAUACCAUCGUCGAGGCCGGACCACUGCGCAAUGAAGUCACCAAGUCUCCGGAUUUCUGGUCCACGUUGCAACGCCUCCAUCAGCACAAGACGGAGGCUGAAUCCGUCUUCGAAAUACUCACCACCGUGGCCACUUCACAUCCUACAGCCGUCACGGCCGACAACUUUGAGUCGGCGGUGGCGUUGGCCAACGACUUUGCAUCUGCCGGGUCGAUAGGCUCGAUCCAGGAGAAACGGCGAGACUUUGCGGCCAAGCGCGGACACCAGGCCAAGCCGGCGCGCGAUGAGGAUCUUGUGGUGGUUCAGCGGGCUGUCAAGGCCAUCGGGCUCAUCUACCAGCUCAGUGACCGCGUGCCCAGUCUCAUUACGCAGUCACACCUUGAGCGCCAGGAGGCCUGGGCGGCGUAUUGGUCUCCAGUGUUCCGCGCGCUGUGCUCUCAAUGCGUGAAUCCUUGCCGGGAAGUUCGGCACCGCGCCCUGUCCGCCCUGCAACGCACAUUGCUAUCUGAAUCCGUGGCGGACCAGGAACAACAUACCGAGUGGACCGCCAUCUUCGACGAGGUCCUCUUUCCACUGACCCUGCGUAUGCUCAAGCCUGAAAUCUACCAGCUUGACCCGCCCGGUAUGAAUGAGACCCGAGCCCAGGCUGCGUCCGUGCUGUGCAAAGUCUUUUUGCGUUAUCUCGAUCGGCUGGUCGAGGUACGCCGUAUGGCUGAUGUCUGGGUCAAGAUUCUCGAGUUGCUGGAUCGACUGAUGAAUGCGGGCACUGAGGGAGAUGCCUUGGCGGAAGCCGUUCUUGAGGGGGUCAAGAACGUGCUGCUUGUCAUGGACGGCACGGGGUAUUUGGAGAGAGACGGCAGUGCUGAUACCGAUUCUGGCAUCGGUGGUGCCACCAAAGGCAGCCAAACCCAAGGAGGCAAGCUCACCGCAGGACCCCAAGCUCGAGGUCGAAGUCAGCGCCAAGGAGGAGGAAGAGACGGUGGUGGCGGACAUGAGCAGGACGCGCAUGGUUCAAACCCGGGACUCGGUGUGGAGGCGGAGGGGGAGGAAGAUGCAGAAUCAGAAUCCGAAGACGAGGUGCAGGACGCAGAAGAACAAGAGGAAGAAGAGAUCCAACUUUGGCCUGAGACGGUGAGGCGUCUGGACCGAUUCUUGCCGGGCCUAGUCGACGACUUGUUCCCUACACCGGCUCCUACUCCUCCUGUCCCUGUUGAGGAAGCCACCGAGUCUCAUUCUUCGGCUUCGGCUCCUGGUACUGCUGGUGCUGCUGAUGCUAGUGUUGAUGCUGUCAAGGAUGAUCGAGUCUCCAGCGACAAGCAGGCUUCGGAACCAAGAGAGCAUGGACCUGAAAGCGCCACCACAUGA
Messenger RNA from Capronia epimyces CBS 606.96, 5127 nucleotides. RefSeq lists its product as uncharacterized. Gene Ontology annotation, molecular function: guanyl-nucleotide exchange factor activity. The transcript is spliced from 2 exons. NCBI's taxonomy places the organism in Eukaryota, Fungi, Ascomycota, Eurotiomycetes, Chaetothyriales, Herpotrichiellaceae. Gene Ontology annotation, biological process: regulation of ARF protein signal transduction. The record is from RefSeq and is a predicted model, not a curated record. The coding region runs from base 1 to 5127 and encodes 1708 amino acids.